UCUAAUCUAUUUAUAUGCAUCAUCGACGAGAGCUCAUAUCGAUAGGGCAUUCUAGCAAAACUCAACUCCUCCAUUAAAGUCUUCACUCUUGAAAAUCACAUACUCCUCAAAGACAACUUAUAACUUGAUUAUACAUUCUAAUAUGGUCGUGUCAACUCCAACUCCGCUACUACGGCGUGCUAACAAGAAAACCUCGGCUUUAGGAGUUCCCACAAUUGACUUGUCCGAUGACAAGUCCAAUGUGUCUGAACUGAUAGUGAAAGCAUGCGAAGAUUAUGGUUUCUUCAAAGUAGUAAACCAUGGUGUUCCAAAGAAGGUUAUUGCGAGAAUGGAGAGGGAAGCUGUGGACUUCUUUUCACGUCCAGUUUCGCAGAAGCAACGCGCUGGACCUGCGACUCCUUUUGGGUAUGGUUGCAAGAACAUUGGAUUCAAUGGGGACAAGGGUGAUCUUGAAUAUAUUCUUUUGGAAGCCAAUCCUGUUUCUCUUUCUCAACGAGCCAAAACCCUCUCUAAUGACCCUUCUACUUUCAGCUGCGUCACAAAUGAUUACAUAAGUGCAGUUAGGAAGCUGGCUUGCGACAUUCUUGAAUUGGUGGCUGAAGGUUUACGGAUGGAAGACAAGUCUAUGUUUAGCAAGCUCAUAAGUGAUUCACAGAACGACUCUUGCUUCAGGGUCAAUCACUAUCCCCCAUUUAAUGCACCUAAUCAUAGUCAUCAUCAUAAAGAAUUUAACAAUCAUUGGGACCCAUCAUCAGUGGAAGAAGAAGAACGACUCCACAUAUCUCCUCUCCCUACUGUUGGAUCAAAAUCAAGAGUUGGAUUUGGAGAGCAUACUGACCCUCAAAUAUUAACUAUACUUCGAUCAAAUGACGUUAGUGGCCUCCAAAUCUGUUCUCAUGACGGAUUUUGGAUCCCUGUUCCUCCAGACCCCAAUGAGUUCUUUGUUUUUGUGGGGGACUCCUUUCAGGCUUUGACGAAUGGAAGAUUCACAAGCGUGAGGCAUAGGGUGCUGGCGAUGAAUUCAUGGAAGACCAGAAUGUCCAUGAUGUACUUUGCGGCUCCUGCACUUAACGCUUGGAUAAAUGCUCCUCCUCAAAUCAACAAUAUUCUUUUGACUCAUAAUAUCUACAGGCCUUUCACAUGGGGCGAGUUUAAACAGACUGUAUAUUCCUUGCGUCUGGCUGAUAGUCGUCUUGACCAUUUCAAAAAUCACACCCAAUAGAUGAUACCUCAUUAACUUUAUUUGCUCUCCAGGAGAGUACCUUUGCUCGCUCGUACUCUAAUGUGAGGAAAAAUCUUUUGGAGGCCUAGGAGGUAUAAAAUUAAUUCCAUAUGCGUAGUUAGGUGUAUUGAUAGUGUAAAUUUGUUGUUUACAUUUUCAGUAUAUAGAAGCUAAGUUAGCUCUUUAUAAUCUUGUACCAAUCGGCUGUCCGCUAUAUUAUGAUGAAUGAUGGCAAUUCUUUUUUGGAA
Molecule: messenger RNA, 1470 nt
Organism: Lycium ferocissimum
Lineage: Eukaryota; Viridiplantae; Streptophyta; Magnoliopsida; Solanales; Solanaceae
Product: gibberellin 2-beta-dioxygenase 2
Exons: 3
Coding region: 143-1222 (359 amino acids)
Biological process (GO): response to light stimulus; gibberellin catabolic process
Source: RefSeq, a predicted model, not a curated record